Messenger RNA from Ananas comosus (pineapple), 1033 nucleotides. RefSeq names its product elongation factor 1-beta. Bases 117 to 797 code for a protein of 226 amino acids. The transcript has 6 exons. Gene Ontology annotation, biological process: translational elongation. The record is from RefSeq and is a predicted model, not a curated record. Gene Ontology annotation, molecular function: translation elongation factor activity; guanyl-nucleotide exchange factor activity. Gene Ontology annotation, cellular component: cytosol; eukaryotic translation elongation factor 1 complex. NCBI's taxonomy places the organism in Eukaryota, Viridiplantae, Streptophyta, Magnoliopsida, Poales, Bromeliaceae.
UAUGCGCUCCUUUUUGCCCCUCUCUCUAUCGUCUAGGGUUAGGGUUUUGGCGCCGUUCACGUUUCCCCGAAUCCCCCGAAUCCUCUACCGCCUCGCCCCAUCGCGCUACGGAUCCAAUGGCGAUCUCCUUCUCCGAUCUCCACACCGAAUCGGGCCUCAGAACCCUCGACGAGUUCCUCUCCGGAAAGAGCUUCGUCUCCGGAGAUGUGAUCAGCAAAGAUGAUGUCAAAGUGUUUGCCGCAGUGUCGGCGAAGCCUGGAGAGUCAUUCCCGAAUGCGUCCCGGUGGUAUGAGAGUGUUUCUGCUGUUCUCGCGUCAAGAUUCCCUGGCAAAGCACUUGGAGUGAAGAUCUCAGGCCAAGCUGCUGCCUCAGCACCUGCACCAGCUGCCGAGCCCGCGAAGAAGGCUGCAGACGAUGAUGAUGAUGAUUUGGAUCUCUUUGGAGAUGAGACUGAGGAGGAAAAGAAAGCAGCGGAGGAGCGGGAGGCGGCUGCGAAAGCAUCUUCCAAGAAGAAGGAAAGCGGAAAAUCAUCUGUCCUUCUUGAUGUCAAGCCUUGGGAUGAUGAGACCGACAUGAAGAAGUUGGAGGAGGCUGUUCGCAGCAUUGAAAUGCCAGGCCUUUUAUGGGGAGCAUCAAAGCUUGUGCCUGUGGGUUAUGGUAUUAAGAAGCUGCAGAUCAUGAUGACCAUUGUUGAUGACCUCGUUUCGGUCGACAGCCUCAUCGAGGAGCAUCUCACGGUCGAGCCGUGCAACGAGUAUAUUCAGAGCUGCGACAUUGUCGCCUUCAACAAAAUCUGAAAGAUCCUGUUAUGGUCUUUGUUCUUUUCCUUUGUUGCUUUCCCUUUUCCCCUCGCCUCCCCGUAAAACGGCAUUUCCUUAGAAAGGAACAUUGACAUCUGAGUUUCAGCUAUUGCGAGAUGGGGGAUUAACGGACGCCAUUAAGGAUUUUCUGUGUAUUUUUGUGGUUUGUUUCGAGUUCCUGGAAUGUGUUUUUAGUGUUUAAUUUAAUUAAAUUUAAGUGACUUGUGUCUGAA